Dendronephthya gigantea is the source of this 3806-nucleotide messenger RNA. Its product is annotated as ankyrin repeat and MYND domain-containing protein 1-like. The record is from RefSeq and is a predicted model, not a curated record. Lineage: Eukaryota; Metazoa; Cnidaria; Anthozoa; Malacalcyonacea; Nephtheidae. Gene Ontology annotation, molecular function: protein binding. The transcript is spliced from 13 exons. Bases 114 to 3785 code for a protein of 1223 amino acids.
GAUAUGGUAACGUGAAAAUUGUGUACCACAUUAAUACCGAGUUUGAACAAUUUGUUGAUUUCAUAUCGUCGAUUAUUUCAUGUAAUUUCUUGGCAUGGCCAUUAAAAAGAGCAAUGAACAACAAAUUUUCUCGAACAUUUGAUCGACGACUGUACAAGCUCGAUUCAAGUAAGAUCAGGCAAACCUACCCAAGCGAUGCGUUCCACGAAGGAAGCUACAAAGCUCAGAAUCGCAGUGGUCAUGGUCUGUUCCGGUGGUCGAAUGGAGCGUGCUAUGAAGGCGAGUUUAUCGACAAUAAGAGACACGGAGAGGGGAGACAAGAAUGGCCGGAUGGAUCGUCUUAUCAAGGACAGUUUCGGCAGGACGUACGAGAAGGUUAUGGUCGACACACGUGGUUUAAUGGGGAGAUAUAUGAAGGGACAUUUCUUGGGGAUAAACGACAUGGAAAUGGAACAUAUUAUUGGCCAAAUGGAACUCGAUAUGUGGGACAAUUCUACAAUGAUCUGAAAGAGGGAUUUGGGUGUUUCUAUUUCCCUGAUUUGAAAAGAUUCGAGGGAUUAUACAAAAAUAAUGAACGUAACGGCGCCGGAAUUUUGUCGUAUCGUGAUGGUCGACAAGACGUCGGCAUAUGGCUAGGGGAAAAACUUAUCAGGCUCUGUCAUGUUAUGGAAAACACUUUCCUCUUUCAACAUUUUUCUGAUUACUUUGUGAAUGCUGGCGAGAACGUACCAUUGAGAGUGAGAAGAGCAAACUCCGCCCUAGCUGAGGCCAGAACGAUUAAUGAAAUCCAAGAGAGAGACCGAACUCUUAAAUGUGUUAAUGAUGGAAACAGUAAUCAUUUGCUGCCCUUCAAGAGCCGAGUACCGCAAACUUUCUCACUAGUCGAUAUACUGGAUGGCGUUAAACAUCCAUCCCACGGUCCCAAAGGUCCUUGUGAGUUAGCUGGCGAAGAAUUUUUAGAAGUUUCCGGCAAAGGAGAUUGUAUACGAUUAAUUAGGUUGUUGGAACAAGGAUUAGUUCACGUUGAUGUGGCUGAUAAAACUGGCUUUACCGCCCUUCUUGCCGCUUCGGUAAAUUGUCACAAAGAUGUAAUCAACUGUCUCUUGGACUAUGGUGCGGACGUGAAUAAACUCAAUUACGAGGGGCUUUCAGCACUUGCCGCUUGUCACGUGCUAUUUUAUACGAAACACACGUGGAAAGAUAACAUAGGUGAAACGUUGGCAGAAGAAAAUCUAUUUAACAGCGUUUAUUGGAAUGCCCAAAAUGGGACAUUUGUUCAGAGAAAGCCUAUUUACUAUCAAAAGAAAACACGUUCUAAAAUUAAUGAAACCAAAGUGUGUUCUCAAUCACAUGUCGAAACAAAGUAUGAGUCGAACCGUGAGAAUGUGGUUGGUAAUUUAUUGCUUGAAAAAAUUGACCAAAAUUUAACGAACAAAAGUAACAACGUGGUAAGUUCAAACGUAGGUAAUACCGUUGCUUUAGACCCUGAAGAGCAUAUUAAGAAUCUUAGCCAACCUUACAGUCAGAGAAAAUCCCAAAACACGGGCGAAGAUGAACCUAAAGAGGAACACAAAAUGAAUGGCGUUUAUACUUCUAAUAUGGGUCGCGUUGAUUAUCAUAUUCCUAGCGAACCGCAAUCUUUGUAUUAUUUAAAAAGAAAUGGGAUUGAACCAAGUCAAACUGACAUUAGUCAAACUGACAUGAGCGUUGCGCAUUGGGUUGGAGUCGAAGAAGAAAAAUCAAUAAUUAACAUAACUGAUGUAAAGUCGAAUUCAAACUCAAAAAACCCGAGAAAACAGUCUGAAGUGACUGCGUCGGUGAUAGAGAACAAGGGGGACACACACACAGACGAAAAAGCCAAGUUGUCGUCUCAGCAAGGUUCUUUAAGUAUCAAAGAGUCUUUAGUUCAACAAUCAGAAAUUGUCGAUAAGAACGCGUUCAUUCACGUUUUUCUGCACAGGGCAGCUUCCGCCAGAUCAAACCGAGAUUCAUCCAUCUAUUACGAUAAUAUCGAUUCUAGCAAUGAGGGGACAUUUUCUGAUCCUUAUUACCAAGAUGGGAAUCAGUGCAAUUUAACUGAGGAUAAAAAUGCUGCUGAACGGAAGGAUGUUGAUCUUCCCAAAGUAAACAUUGCUGCACCUGAUACGCUAGAGUCUGUGCAGUAUAGCAUACAAAAUGCAAUAAGCAGCUCCCUGCAAACUGCAAACACAAUAAACGAUGACGAUAGUCUAAAAAGUGUGGAACAGAACAGGCAAAAGCUACUUACUCAACAAAGGCGUCCACAUUUAGAAGCAACCGUGCAGCUGCUUUUAAGGCGAGGUGCAAAUCCAAAUGCAUCAUCUUUACCAAUGCCCGUUCUCUUUUUUGCUAUCAAAGCGGCAGAUGCUCCUGCUGUCAAACUACUUUUACAGAAAGGCGCUAAUCCAAAUUCAAGACUGUCAAAAGAGAAACUUGGUAUAACGCCACUACAUAUUGCUGCUGCUUUGCCCUCUGAUGCUGUUUCUAUAACUAAACUGUUGCUCGAGGCUGGAGCUAAUCCAAAUUUAAGAGAUUUCGCUUUUGGGGACGCUGAAGACGGUCGAACUGCCUUACAUACGGCAUGCUGCAGAGAAGAUAACGACGAGGAUUCAAAUACUGUGAUAAGUCUACUACUGGAUUAUAAAGCUGAUCCUAACUUACUUUGUAAUGGUCAUUCAGCAUUGUCAUUGGUAAUUGCAAGUGGAAAUGACUUGGCUGUAGAUACUCUGCUCAAACAAAACGCAGAUCCGAGUCUAUCCUUAACAAACGGGGUAGGCUCAUCUCUGUGUGCGGCAGUCUCGUUUACUGCUGAAAAGCGACGAAAAAUUGUCGACCGUAUGCGUUUGGUAAACAAAUUAAUAAGAAGUGGUGCAAAUAUACUGGCUCCAAUAGUUAUCAACAAUGAUCAUCCUCCUGGUACUGUGGUGGAUUACGCGUACAAUGUCUUUCUUCAGGAUAGAAGGAUAGCUCACACGCCUUAUCAUGCAUUGACGCCUUACGAGAGAGAAAUAUAUAUCGCUCGCCGUAAGAUGCUUGAUCAUUUGGCCGAGCUACUGCGGACGCAUGUCCUGAAAAAAGAAAAAAAGUUGCUUGAGGAGCAGUUGUCUCGUGCCAAAGUAUUGCAAGAGGAAUCUAGUGAAGAAAUCAAAGAGGAAAACCUGGACCGAGCAGUGAGUUUUUAUUUUGAUGAGACACGAAAUCAACAAAGUAUUUCGGAACUUGGCUCCUCUUUUGACAAGGUAUCUAUUUACGAUGAAAGUCACGAAACCCUGUCGUGUUUUUCAUCAACUGACAGUCGUUUUCCAGACUGUGGUUUACGUGUCGCGGUCGUUCAGACAUCUUCUGAUCACAUGAGCGUUUCUAGACUAUCCAUUAACUCGACAAAGAACCGCCAAGUCUUUCGAAAAAAUCGCUUUCGCUAUUGCUAUGAGUGUGGUCGGUCAGUUGCAGUCCGGCUGGCGGCAUGCACGAGGUGUAAGGAAGUCUUCUAUUGUAGUAGGAACUGCAAGCUAAAGGCUUGGAAUUCGCGGCACAGGGAAGAAUGUGUCAGAUUAUCAGCAAGAAACAAAAGCUCUUUUUCUAAAAGAACAGACAGUCAAACCACCGUAGGCAAUGCACAUAAUGAAAAGGACGGUUUAUUAUCAAAUGCUUCGAAGGACACCAUUUUUAAACGACAAAAUUCCCGAAAUUGCUCUAAAAGCUCAAAGAACUCUCGUGCAAGGGCGCUAUCAAGUGUGCAUAAAAAGAGUAAAGAAAUUGUACAUUGAGAAGAAGCAUCGCAGGACGAU